UACGCGUCCCCCUUAACUUCCAUCCACCCCUGCCCCCUCUCUCUCUCUCUCUCUCUCUCUCUCUCUCAUCCUCCACUACUCUCUAUCUCUCCCUCUCUCUUAAAUGCUUUUCUCCCCUACAUAAAUAUUCCUCACAUUCUUCCUCUUCACCUCAUCACACUUCACACAAGAUCUCAAAGUCAUGAAAAUCCUAACCACUUUCCUCAUAGCCUUUCUCCUCACCACAGCCUCCCUCUGCCUUGCCACCCGACCCGACCCCUCCGGUUCAGCCCAAGCCCAGCCCAAGCCCUCCAAACACAAGGCUCAAAACCAAAACCAAAACAACCACCAAGGGAGUGGAGGUGGCGGUGGAAAUGACAAUGGGGCGGGUGGGUUCUGGGGACCCGGAGGCGGGUUCAACAUACCCGGGAUGGGAAGCGGGUGGGGACCCGGAGUAGGCGGCGGGUACGGAGCCGGGUACGGAGGGCCUUACAAAGGGUACUCCAAAGGUGGAGUCGUGAAGCCCAGCAUGGUUUGUAAGGACAAGGGCCCAUGCUACAAGAAGAAGCUGACGUGUCCGGCCAAGUGCUUCACUUCCUACAGCCACUCCGGUAAGAACUACGGCUCCGGCGGCGGCGGCGGCGGUUGCACCAUGGACUGCCAGAAGUGCCUUGCUUACUGUUAAGUGUGGCUGUGGCCCAUAAGCCGGAAACAGUUUCUACUAAUAUACGUUUAUGUUGUGCUUUUAGAGUGAUGGUUUUCUUACUCGUGUGGUGUGUUUACUUUUCUUUAUUUAUGUUUUUAUUUUCGGCUCCUUUGGGUAGUGUUUGGAUCUUGAAAAUUUAGCCGGGUUUCUCAUUUUUAGGAGAGAAAAAGAUGGAGAUGAGUUUCCCUAAA
Messenger RNA from Rhododendron vialii, 876 nucleotides. Its product is annotated as glycine-rich cell wall structural protein 2-like. Bases 182 to 664 code for a protein of 160 amino acids. The record is from RefSeq and is a predicted model, not a curated record. Lineage: Eukaryota; Viridiplantae; Streptophyta; Magnoliopsida; Ericales; Ericaceae. The transcript has a single exon.